Messenger RNA from Triticum turgidum subsp. durum (durum wheat), 2448 nucleotides. The record is from the annotation of a GenBank genome assembly. Lineage: Eukaryota; Viridiplantae; Streptophyta; Magnoliopsida; Poales; Poaceae.
AUGGGCUCCUACAUAUUCUACGAAGAUCUUUAUCGGUCGAACCUUAUGACAACAUACAUAAUUCCCUUUGUCCAUCGUGCGUGUGACAGAAGUGACAGUUUUCUCUGGCGAGCGCACGUGAAGUGCAACGAAAAAAGCUAUGUAAAAGAAAGAAUGGGUGUUCUACAAAAGACCGAAGCCGCUCUGGCCCGCCUCUCAGCCCUUGUACAAUGGGAGGUGCUUAGAAAGAUGCUUAGAGAAAUAAAUCGGAAAAUGGAUGAGAAGCCAUACGAUGGUGAAGUAUUAACUCGUCGAGUUGAAGAACUCCAGCGGGAACGUGAUGAACUGAGAAAAGAUAUCGAGCAAUUAUGUAUGCAACAAGCUGGGCCUGGUUAUGUUUCUGUUGCAACUCGAAUGCUUUCUCAGAGGACAACAGCUCUGGAGCAGGAUAUUGAGAUCCUUCAGAAGAAGUUAAGUGGAUGCUUAAGAGAGAAUCAAAAUUUGCAAGAGGAGCUUGCUGAGGCUUAUCGAGUUAAGAGCCAGCUUGCUGAUUUAUAUGGUGCUGAGCUAUCAAAGACCAAGGAGCUAGAGCAGCAAGUGAGGUUUUUCCAGAGCAGCGUUGCUCAAGCAUUUGCUGAACGAGAUGGUUCAUUGUUGGAGUGUGAGAAAGCAAAGGAGCGAGAAGAAGCAGGGUUAAAAAUGUGCGCUACCUUUGAGGAAAGGUACUGUUACUCAUUUCCUAUUUCACAUGUCUUGAACUGUUCUCUGAUCAGCAAGGGCCAGAUCGGAGUUAUUCGGCAGGCCGGCGGCGACUCCAGCAUGUGGAGGAGCGGCAGGCGCCAUGGUCGAAAGGAGAGGACGAGAGAAUAUCAAACUGCAAUGGAAGAUCAGAAACGUUUGAACGAUGACCUGCAAAUGGAGUUGACAGAACUAAAAGCGCAUACAGAAUCUUCCUUGAAUGUUAUUAAAAAAUUAUACGAAGUUCGUUCCAGAGAAUGUGAAUGCCCUUCAAACAUUACUUUUGAAGAGAAAUGUUCAAUUCUUCUAGAUGAUUCUGCUGACAGUUGGAGUUUCAACCUGGAUGGCGAAACCUCAACUUCGAAGACCUUACACGGAGACAGAAAUUACAAAGUAACUGCAUGUCUGAUGGUUCUCAAGAUUGCAUCUCUAGAACAGGAGAAUGAGUCGCUUAAAGCUAAAAUAUCUAAGCUGCAAAGCAAUCUAAGAAUGAGUUUCGAAAUUGAACAUCACUUGCAAAGAAAUGCACGAACACUGGAAAAGAAACAGGCACUCAGUGAUGAUCUUAUGAGAAAUGGUCUGUCUGCUCUUCAAAAAGUCUAUACAUAUCAAAGGGCUGAAAUUAUGAAAAUAUUGGAAGAAGAAUUACUUCUGUUAAGCACGGCUGUUAAUGAGAUUCAAGACAAGUUAACUCAAAUUUGCAUCAAUGCUGAGAUCAUGGGUAACCCUGUUGGGAAGAUGCAAUGCUGUGACAGUAGUUGUAAAGACGUGCAUGUUACUAUGGAUAUUGGCCCUGAAACCAUCCCCAAGAUAGAUUCAUACAUAAACUUGAAAAAUGACACAAAUCAGUCAUACAACGUGUUUCAGGUGGAACCCACGCGCAAGUAUGGAGUGUGGGCCAACUGGCAUGUAGAGUUAACGGGUGAUGUUCCUACAGGUUAUUCUACAACUUUUGAUGAUUCAAAAGCGCUUGCUCAAACUUUGCAGGAGAAGAUGGAGGCGCUUAUGCUUUUCUCACAGGAACAAGAAAGAUACCUGUUGGAAAAACAGAAGAACCAAGCUAUUAUAGAGGACCUUGAGAAGAACUUAUCUCAAGUUAAAGAUGAAAAAGUGAAGGUCUUGAUGGAGUUAGCAAAACUGAAAGAAGCUUAUCUCCUGAAAUGCAGCUCUACUGCAAAUGAUGGUCAUGGUAUUGUUGAUACUCCAAAAAUCACUUCUGGGCAUGACCAACAAGGGAUGCUGAAGACUAUUCUUAACAGAACAUCUCUAAGACAAUGGAUAAAAAAGGAAAAUAAUACUGGGCAUGAGAGCUCUGGUGGAAAUGACCAGACAGUUUGUAGAGGGUGCUCAGUAGAUCUAUCAAGGAUGAAAGUUGAAAAUGCUACCCUUUUGGAAAGUGUUGCUACUAUGGAACGUCUCACUUCUUUGGUUCAUAGGCUGCACAGAGUGCUUAUGAAGGUAUAUGAUGAUGUCAAAUCCGGGUGUUCUUCGGAGAGUAGUUAUGAAGCACUGAGCAGUCUUAUAACAGAAGCAAACCUUAUGAGAACGGCUCUGGGCGUCGUUCUCCCAGUAAGCUGGUCAGGGGAUUCAUCAGGUGGUAUCACUUCAGACUCGCCUAAAUCAUCAAAAUCCGAAAAGGUGGAUCCCCUUGGUUCCGCUAGCAUGGAGAUGUUGGAGCUACUUAUAUUGGCCGCGGAUAUCCUCAGAGAGAGCUUCAUGUUGAAGAAAUGA